This is a messenger RNA of Bursaphelenchus xylophilus (pine wood nematode), 3767 nucleotides long. The record is from the annotation of a GenBank genome assembly. Lineage: Eukaryota; Metazoa; Nematoda; Chromadorea; Rhabditida; Aphelenchoididae.
AUGGAGAAAACGGCGGAUAAUGAACUCAAACCGCCAGUGGUCCAGAAGAGGGUUUACACGGCCGGACAGGUAGGUAAAAUACGGCCCAAAUUAAUUUUUCAUUAAAAACUUGAUAAAACUUAAGCCAAAUUAGAUGAGUGGGGCUUUCCAAGACAUACCGGAUAUUUUUUUCAGUCGAUCCGCGCCUUUCCCGAAUGGACUUCCACCCACGGGAUCCCGCACAUGGGCCGGACCGGAAAAUAUUACUGUGUCGGCUUUUGGACAAUCAUCACGCUGAUCGCAUUGGGCCUGCUAAUCUGGCAGCUCGUCCUAAUUGUCAUCGAGUACUACAAACACGAAGUCAACGUGCAAAUUGAGCUACAAUUUCAGCAAAGAACGUUCCCGGCGGUGACUUUGUGCGAUCUGAAUCCGUACAAAAAGUCGAUCGCGUUGAAGGACGAGAAGAUUAGCCGCGUUAUGGACACUUAUUUGUAUGCCAUGAGGUCCAUGUCGUGCGACUCGUAUGCGGACUGCACGUGGACCACGGACGCUCAAAUGGAACAGUAUAUGGCGGAUUACGGAUUCACUGUAGGGAUUUUUGAUGAUUUUUUGGGGAAAUCGCAUACUUUUUGCGAGAUACUUUGCAAAAAGCGGGCAAAAAUACCCGCGAUUCUUCAAAAGAAGAGGGCAAAAAAUAUGACAUACAGUGGCGGACCUGAUCCAGUGGGAAAAAACGUACCAUUUUGCAUCUAGGAAGUAUCAAAAAAGUGGCAAAAUACCUCCCUCUCCACGUGAAAAAACUCAGAUUUGAAAAGCUCUUUUUGUGAGGAAAAAGGGCGCGCCUUUCAAAACGAAGUUUUUUCACUUGGAGAAGGAAGCAUUUUGCCACAUUUUUGAUACUGCCCGGAUGCAAAAUGGUACGUUUUUGCCACUGGAUCAAGUCCCCCCCCCCUGUACCCAUUUCAAUAACAAUUUUAGAGCCUGAACGACACGUCAGCUCUUCAAACCAAAGCUAAACGAGUCUUGGAUCUCGAAGCCGCCGGUUACGAUCUUUCAAGCGCCAAAGCCCAAUACGAUGACUUUUUGCAGGGCUGUAGUUUCAACACACAGGAUUGUGAUGACAGGUAACUAAAUCCAAAAUUUAUCCUUUCAAACAGUUUCUGAUGUCAUCAAAAACCACUCAUUUCAGUGACUGGACCGUCUUCGAGGAUCCGUCGAUGGGAAAUUGCUUUACUUUCAAUAACGCCGCCGAAAAGAAUGCCACCAGAGCUGGCCCGAUUUACGGGCUGCGUUUGAUCGCCAAGACCAACAUCUCCGAGUAUCUGCUAACUUCGGAUACGGCGGGAAUGAGGAUCCUGAUCCACGAUCAAAACGAAUAUCCCUUCCCGGAUAUUUUUGGGUAUAAUAUACAGGUAUGUUGGUCAAAAUAAAUCGCAUGUAUCCUGAUACAACGUGCCGGAAAUUGAGAAUAGGAUUUUUGAAGGCAUAUACAAGAGUUUUAGUUUGCAGAAAGACCUUUCCCAUCCCAAAGCGGCAAAAAUAUUUUUUGCCUGACCGUCUCUCCUCAUUUUGCAUACUCUCCGGGAAAAAGACCGUCGAAUAUCUUGGCUCUCCUUGCAAAGGGAAGGCUGAGAUUGCGGACAAUUUUAGCUCAUGCUUCGCAGGGAAAGCCAAGAUAUUCGACGGUCUUUUUUCCAGAGAGUAGGAAAAUGAGGAGAGACGGUGAGAUAAAAAACAUUUCCUGUUGAAACAGUGUGGGACUUGAUCCAGUGGCAAAAAACGUACCAUUUUGCAUCCAGGAAGUAUCAAAAAUGUGGCAAAAUGCUUCCCUCUUCAAGCGAAAAAACUCCGAUUUCUAAAGCGCGCCCGCUCUUAUUGUGAGGAAAAAGGGCGCGCCCUUCAAAACGAAGUUUUUUUUCACUUGGAGAGGGAAGCAUUUUGCCACAUUUCUGAUACUUUCCGGAAGCAAAAUGGUACGUUUUUUGCCACUGGAUCAGGUCCCCACUGUACUUGCCGCUUUGGGAUGGGGAAGGUCUUUUUACGAACUGAAACUCUUGUAUAUGCCUUCAAAAAUCAUAUUCUAAAUUUCUGACAUGUAAUAUCAAGAUCCAUGUGGUCUAUUUUGACCAGUAUACCUGUAUAUUAGACCCAAAAACAUCGUAAAAUUUGGAUGUGAAAAAUAUAUUUUUUAGACAAAAGUCUUACACAUUAUACCCUCCGUAAUUUCCAGGUAGGAACAGCCACCUCAAUUGGAGUCACCUACACCGACAUCUCUCGUCUUGGCAGUCCUUACGGCGAGUGCACGGACACAAAACCCGAUGGGUAUUUGUUCAGUCUGGCGUACAGUACGGAAGGCUGUCAACGCUCCAAUUAUCAGACGAAUAUGGUUUCUAAUUGCGGAUGCUAUGAUCCGGCAUACCCGAAACCGAAUAGCACGGAUACUAUGUGCACCAUCGAGGAUAAUUGUAAGGAGAUAUAGCGAGAUUAGAUGUUUUUAUUAGGAUUUUUUGGGUUCAAAUGGGAAGUCAUUGUAAAAUACGAGAUUUUAAGGCGCUAAAAAGCCUUUUACUUAUAAUUUGUAGUUAAAAUUUCCAUCAUUUUUUGAAAAUUUUAUAUUAUUUUAGGCGAUUUUAAAGCCUAAAAUCACAUAAAAAACUAAAAUUAAGAAGCCAUUUUGGCUAAAUAUCCUAUUAUCAACCGUUGCACAUCUUGAUGUCAACGUUUUCUACAGCUUUUAUAUAAAUUUCUAAAAAUUUUAUAUUAGGUCGUCCAGAAAGUUCGUUCGUUUUUUCAUUGCUUUGUUUUACAAGGAUUGUUUGUUCUAUGGCAAAUGGAAUAUAUUUAUUUGAUACAGCUUUUUCUCCUCUACAAAACUGGCUUUAUCAAAUAAAUAUAUACCCUUUGCCAAACAACAAACAAUCCUCGUAAAACAAAGCAAUAGAAAAACGAACGAACUUUCUGAACGACCUAAUAUUACUUUGGUUAAAAUAUGCCUAAAAUAAUGUAAAAACCACCUCCUUAAAGGUCUUAGAUCCCCAAAUAUCCUACAUUCAUUUCUAUCACACCGCUUAUUCCACCAUUUUACACCUUUUCCCUUCAAAUUUCAUCAAACUUUAUAUUACUUUACCCAUCAAUUUUCUUUUUUUUAGAUGACUGCUGGAACCAGCAAUCCAACCACACCGGAUCCGACUACAGUUGCACGCAGCCCUGUCACGAAGGCACUUACGAAGUCACAGUGUCCUCGGCCAAAUGGCCAAGCUCCUCGUUGACCAUAAUCGGCGAAUGCGAGGAGGGCGAGUACGGUAAUCAGACCUGUCUGGAAAUGUACACCGAUAAUGGCGCUUUGAUUGAAGUCUACUACGAGAAACUGAACUACGAAACAAUGGAGGAGAGUGCUGCGUAUACUGUGAGUAUUUUGUGUCAUACUUUAUGAAUAUCUCGAUAUUUUUGGAUUAAUUAUAUUACACUAGGUAUCAGACGUUAAAAAUUUAAUUUUUUGGCUAAAAUUUUUUCAUUUUUCCUCCGAGAAAUCGUUCUUAAAAAGGAAGAACUACCACAAAACGUAUUUUAAAACAAUUAUUUCAGGUUUCAACCCUGCUAUCCAACUUUGGUGGACAAAUUGGCUUAUGGCUGGGAAUGUCGGUCAUUUCGGUUAUCGAAUUCUUUGUUUUGGCAUUCCAGGUAAAUCCAAAUUACAUCUUACAUAGUCUACUAAAAUUUUAGAUCAAAAAAAGCAGAUCAACUGCAAGUUUUAUCAAAAAUUUAUAUUACUUUAGAUGACCUACUAA